AUGACCAUCGGCCAUGCCAUUGUAGGAGGCUUCAGUAUCACGAUUGGCUAUCAUCGACUUUGGUCCCACCGGUCGUUCCAGGCAUGUAUUGGCAUAAGAAUUUUGCUCGCUGCUUUUGGUGCGGGAGAGGUUCAAUGGCCCAUCCUGUGGUGGGUAAAGCACCAUCGUGCCCACCAUACGUACACAGACACAGAUCAAGACCCAUCUAAUGCAAAGCGAGGCCUACUGUUCUCCCACAUUGGUUGGCUGCUUGGACUUAACGAGGCUGCAUGGGGCCCAGCCGACGUAUCGGACCUCGAGGAUGAUCCAGUGGUCAUUUGGCAGCAGCGAUUAUAUUACCCUAUUCUUGUAGUAGUUGGCUUUCUUCUUCCCACCACGGUUGCUUAUUACGGCUGGAAUGACUGGAAGGGUGGACUGCUAUACGGGGGUCUGACUCGGGUCGUCGUGACCCAACAAAUCACCUUUUUGAACAAUUCAGUGGCCCAUGCGUCCUGGGCGGGGAGUCAACCAUAUUCUACGAAAACAACUGCCCGGAAUGUCCGUUUCCUCAGCUUUCUUAAUCUCGGGGAAGGUAACCACAAUUUCCAUCAUACUUUCCCCGUUGAUUAUCGGAGCGGGGUUGAAUGGCGGGAGCCUAACGUUUCGAGAUGGGUUAUCUGGCUAUGGGGAAAACUUGGAUUGGCGUUCGAUCUAAAGACGGUCAGCCCCCGUGAGAUCGAGCGGGCUCGUCUUAUUCAGAAGAGGGGCGGCAUCUAUCAACGUCUAUAUUAUAACGAACACAACACCCAAUCCUUAUCCCAGCUACCUCGGAUAACUUGGGACGAGUAUCGAAGCCGGUCUAAGUGUGGGAAUUUGUUGGUUUCUAUAGGUGGGGCUGUCUACGAUGUGGCAGGUUUUAUGGAUGAACAUCCUGGAGGCCGUGACCUCAUCCAGAAAUUUAUUGGGAAAGAUGCCACUGAAUCUUAUUAUGGGCACCAUCUGCAUUCUCCAGAUGCCGAGGGUAUCCUUGAAAGAUUAUGCGUGUCAAGAUUGGCGGAUGAUUUGCAUUGA
Molecule: messenger RNA, 1050 nt
Organism: Penicillium cataractarum
Lineage: Eukaryota; Fungi; Ascomycota; Eurotiomycetes; Eurotiales; Aspergillaceae
Product: acyl-CoA desaturase
Exons: 2
Coding region: 1-1050 (349 amino acids)
Biological process (GO): unsaturated fatty acid biosynthetic process
Cellular component (GO): endoplasmic reticulum membrane
Molecular function (GO): iron ion binding; heme binding; stearoyl-CoA 9-desaturase activity
Source: RefSeq, a predicted model, not a curated record